AUGGAGGUUGAGAGAGUCCAAGUCAUUGCUUCCUUAAGCUCCCACACAAUCCCCGCGGAGUUCGUAAUGCCAGAGACCGAGCAGCCCGUCGCCACCACAUUCCGCGGCCCGAUCCCGGAGAUCCCCGUCAUAGAUCUGAGCGAUCCCGACGAGGAAAACCUAGUCCGCCGCAUUGCGGAGGCGAGCAAAGAGUGGGGUUUCUUUCAGGCGGUGAACCACGGCAUCCCUGCCGAGGUCAUACGCAGGCUGCAGGAGGCGGGGACGGAGUUUUUCGGGCUCCCGCAGGAGGAGAAAGAGGUUUACGCCAAGCCGGGUGAUGCCCAGUCCGCCGAAGGGUACGGCACCAAACACCAAAAGCUCGAGAAUGGAAAGAAACCAUGGGGUGAUCAUCUCUUCCACAGGAUAUGGCCUCCUUCUCGCAUUAACUGCCAAUUUUGGCCCAAAAAUCCUUCCGAUUACAGAGAGGCGAACGAGGAGUACACGAAGCAUAUACGAGGGUUUGCAGAUAAAGUAUUCAGGUGUCUAUCACUGGGGUUAGGGUUGGAAGCGAAUGCUAUGAAUGAGGCAUAUGGAGGGGAAGAGCUGGAGUACAUGAUGAAGAUCAAUUACUAUCCGCCGUGUCCGAGGCCAGAUCAAACAUUCGGAGUUCUCGCACACACUGACAUGUCGGCACUAACAAUUCUGGUUCCGAAUGAUGUUCCUGGUCUUCAGGUUCUCAAAGACGAACAUUGGAUCGACGCCAACUACAUCCCCUCUGCCAUUAUCGUACACAUGGGCGAUCAGAUUGAAAUUGCAAGCAAUGGAUACUACAAGAGCGUACUCCAUAGAACCACAGUGAACAAGGAGAAGGCAAGGAUGUCAUGGCCUGUAUUCUUAGAGCCACCACCGGAGUUCGUCGUCGGACCGAUUCCGCAGCUUCUGAACGAGCAAAACCCUCCAAAAUACAAGUCUAAGAUGUUCAAAGACUACGCUUACUGCAAGCUCAACAAACUUCCCCAGUGA
Molecule: messenger RNA, 1002 nt
Organism: Morus notabilis
Lineage: Eukaryota; Viridiplantae; Streptophyta; Magnoliopsida; Rosales; Moraceae
Product: flavonol synthase/flavanone 3-hydroxylase
Exons: 3
Coding region: 1-1002 (333 amino acids)
Biological process (GO): response to light stimulus
Molecular function (GO): flavonol synthase activity
Source: RefSeq, a predicted model, not a curated record